UCUGCAAUGUAGUGAGGAGGAGCAGCUCCAAGCCAACUUUUUUUUUUCUUCCUCCUGCUGGUGUUGUGCAUGCACUUUUCUGAGGAGCAGUCUGCCGCUGUGGCGGUUCCUGAGGUGGCAGAACACCCUCUGCAACCUCAGCUCACUUUUUAAGCCACUCUGAGCCACCAACCAAGAACACAAAGUCUAGAUUAUAAAGACGACAGAUAGAGCUGAAAAUAGACCCUUCUGCUGGAGGAAAUCCAAGACUUUGAAAAGCUGAAUAACUGCUUUUUUUUUUGGGGGGUUGUGUGUGUGUGUGUGUGCGUGUGCGUGUGUGUGUGUGUGUGUGUGUGUGUGACACAGUGUCUGAGAUACUGCUGCUCUGAAGGGGAGACUCACACUGCAGUUUUUAGAGGAUGGCAGAGGAGUCCAAAGGGAGAUGAAAAGAGGAGAGCAGUAGAGGUUUGUGUGCGGAACUUCAGAGCUGCACACGUCUUUUGUCCUGAGCUCUGCCUGCACACUUGGACCGGAGCUGACAAUGAAGAUGAGCAUGGAAUGCAGAUGGAUCGGUCAAGACAAGUUACCAAUAUAGAGCUUCCUGUUUGGAGUUACACCUGAGAGUGACUGAGUCUGAUGGAUUACGCUGUUUUCUAUGAGCUGCUGACAUGAAUUCAGAGGCCAGUGAGAUGUGGAAGUGCUCGCCUUCAGGAGAAAUCUGAGACCUGGAUGAGCCCUCGAGCACGAAGAGAACAUUUAAGUGAAGGAGACAAACCAUGGACUUGUUAUGGUGUGGCAUCGGACCGACCGUGUGCUUUUAACCCGUUUGUAGCACCCUCUACCCCUCACCCCAUGUCACAGCUUUCCCUGAAUUAUGGAAAUUUUGUGGAAGACGCUGACUUGGACACUGAGCCUCGUGGUGAUGGCUGCUUCUGAAUUUCAAAGCAUCAACAGACCUUCACACAACUCUCAAGAGGAGUUCCUGUCCUACCUGCAGCACUACCAGCUGACUGUCCCGGCGCUGGUGGAUGAGAACGGAGAGUUCCUGAGCUACACUGUGAAGCACCACCGGCCGGGCCGACGGAGACGCGGGGCGGUGGACCCCAUGAUGGGACAGCCUCCUGCGUUAGACCCGGACCCCCCAGAGUCCCGGCUCUUCUACAGACUGUCAGCCUACGGAAAGCACUUUCACUUAAACCUGACGCUCAACCCCCACCUGGUGUCAAAACAUUUUACAGUGGAGUAUUGGGGCAAAGAAGGGCUGGAGUGGCGUCACAACCUGGUAGAUAACUGUCACUAUGUUGGAUUCUUGCAAAAUCAGCACAGCACGACCAGAGUGGCGCUCAGCAACUGCAAAGGCCUGCACGGUGUUAUAACAACAGAGGACGAACAGUAUUUGAUAGAGCCAUUAAAGAACAUAUCCUCCACCACCUCCGGUGAAUGGAACCUGGAAGAAGCACAGCAACAUGUUAUUUAUAAAAUGUCUGCCAUUCCCUCACCACAAGAGCAUAGCCAGGAGUUCAGCUGUGGCAUUUCAGACCUCAUCAAAAGCAGUGCACCUUGCCAGUUCAGCACGCCAUCCCCUGUCCACUCGCCCCCCGCACCUCAGAACGACAGCGAGCAGUCGAACAGCACCCACAGACAGAGGCGCUCCGUUAGCAGCGAGCGCUUCGUGGAGACGCUUGUGGUCGCUGAUAAAAUGAUGGUCGGUUACCAUGGACGCAAAGACAUUGAGCACUACAUCUUGUCUGUAAUGAAUAUUGUUGCCAAACUUUACCGUGAUGCCAGUCUAGGAAAUGUUGUGAACAUUAUUGUGACCCGGUUGAUUGUUCUGACUGAAGAUCAGCCAAACCUGGAGAUCAACCAUCAUGCUGACAAGUCUCUGGAUAGUUUCUGUAAGUGGCAGAAGUCCAUCCUGUCUCAUCACAGCGAUGGCAACAGCAUUCCUGAAAAUGGGAUGGCUCAUCAUGACAACGCUGUCCUAAUCACCCGGUAUGACAUCUGCACCUACAAGAACAAACCCUGUGGUACCUUAGGCUUGGCCUCAGUGGCUGGAAUGUGCGAGCCAGAGAGGAGCUGCAGCAUCAAUGAAGACAUCGGCCUCGGUUCUGCUUUCACCAUUGCGCACGAGAUCGGCCACAAUUUUGGGAUGAACCACGAUGGGAUUGGGAAUUCCUGCGGUACCAAAGGCCACGAGACGGCCAAACUGAUGGCCGCCCAUAUAACAGCCAACACCAACCCUUUCUCCUGGUCCGCCUGCAGCAAAGACUACAUCACCAGCUUUCUCGACUCAGGUCGGGGGACGUGUCUGGACAAUGAACCUCUGAAACGAGACUUCCUGUACCCAACAGUGGCCCCGGGGCAGGUGUACGAUGCAGACGAGCAGUGUCGCUUCCAGUACGGAGCCUCCUCACGCCAGUGCAAGUAUGGGGAAGUGUGUAGAGAGCUCUGGUGCCUUAGCAAAAGCAACCGCUGUGUAACUAACAGUAUCCCUGCUGCAGAGGGGACCCUGUGCCAGACCGGCAGCAUUGACAAAGGGUGGUGCUACCAAGGGGAGUGUGUGGCGUUCGGUACCUGGCCUCAGAGUGUGGACGGAGGCUGGGGGCCCUGGUCCAUGUGGGGGGAGUGCAGCAGGACCUGUGGGGGCGGUGUAUCCUCCUCCAUGAGGCACUGUGACAGCCCAGCCCCGUCUGGAGGAGGCAAGUACUGUCUCGGAGAGAGGAAACGUUACAGAUCCUGUAACACCGACGCCUGCCCUGUAGGAUCUCGUGAUUUCCGAGAGAAGCAGUGCGCUGAUUUUGACAGCAUGCCUUUCCGUGGAAAGUACUACAACUGGAAGCCUUACACUGGUGGUGGCGUGAAGCCCUGUGCGCUGAACUGCUUGGCAGAGGGCUAUAAUUUCUACACAGAGCGCUCUCCUGCAGUCAUAGACGGCACCCGAUGUCAGGCUGACUCUCUAGACAUCUGCAUCAAUGGAGAGUGUAAGCAUGUAGGCUGCGACAACAUCCUGAGCUCUGAUGCUAAAGAAGACCGGUGCCGCGUGUGUGGAGGCGACGGCAGCACCUGCGAGGCGACCGAGGGCCUCUUCAACGAGUCUCUCCCCAGAGGAGGCUACAUGGAGGUGGUUCAGAUCCCAAAAGGAUCGGUUCACAUCGAGAUCAAAGAACUUGCCAUGUCGAAGAAUUAUAUCGCUUUGAAAUCCGAAGGGGAUGAUUAUUACAUCAACGGAGCGUGGACCAUCGACUGGCCCAGGAAGUUUGACAUCGCGGGGACGGCCUUCCACUACAAGAGACCCUCUGAUGAACCGGAGUCUUUAGAGGCGCUGGGAGCCACCACUGAAAACCUGAUUGUCAUGGUCCUCCUUCAGGAACAGAACAUGGGAAUACGCUACAAGUUCAACGUGCCCAUCCAGCGCACAGGAAGUGGCGACAACGAGGUGGGCUUCUCCUGGCACCACCUGCCCUGGUCUGAAUGCUCGGCUACCUGCGCUGGAGGUUCCCAGAAGCAGGAAGUGGUGUGUAAGAGGCUGGAUGAUAACUCGGUGGUCCAGAACAGCUACUGUGACCCAGACAGCAAACCUCCAGAGAACCAGAGAGACUGCAACACUGAGCCGUGUCCUCCAGAGUGGUUUAUUGGCGACUGGUCAGAGUGCGGGAAGACGUGUGACGGCGGUAUGAGGACGAGGACGGUGCUGUGUAUCAGGAAGAUUGGCCCUGCUGAGGAGGAGACACUGGAGGACACCCACUGUCUGACUCACCGCCCCAUCGAACGAGAGUCAUGCAACAACCAGUCCUGCCCGCCGAAGUGGGUCACUCUGGAUUGGUCAGAGUGCACGCCAAAAUGUGGCCCUGGCUUCAAGCACCGCAUCGCCUUGUGUAAGAGCAGCGACCUGACCAAGACCUUCCCGCCCGCCCAUUGCCCGAGCCACAACAAACCUCCGGUCCGAAUCCGCUGCAGUUUAGGACGCUGUCCUCCUCCUCGCUGGAUCCCUGGCGAAUGGGGACAGUGUUCGGCCCAGUGCGGCCUCGGCCAGCAGAUGAGGACGGUGCAGUGCCUGUCCUACACCGGGCAGCCGUCUAACGAGUGCGCAGAGUCCCUCCGACCCACCACGAUGCAGCAGUGUGAGAGCAAGUGCGACGCCACCCCCAUCUCCAAUGGCGACGAAUGCAAAGAUGUAAACAAAGUGGCCUACUGCCCGCUGGUACUGAAGUUCAAGUUCUGCAGCCGCGCGUACUUCAGACAGAUGUGCUGCAAGACCUGCCAGGGACACUGACCCUGGGAGCACGAGAGCGAGACACAGAGAGAGAGAGAGAGAGAGAGAGAGAGCGAGAGAGAGAUGGAGGGAGGCUGAUACGGCACUGAAUGGGAGAGAUGAAUUAGUAAGGAUCUCCCUGUUUAUCACACCCGAUCCUCCUGCCCUCCAUCGUGGUGGAAUCCAAACCACUGCUCAGCCCACAACGCUGACACAAACUUAUUAUUUUUUUUAAUUUUCACUUCUGUGAAGUGGAACUCGGAAGAUUAUUUGUUGGUGAUGUUAUUUUUAUUAUAAUAAUAAUUAUUAAUAUCAUUCUUAGUCUUCCUUCGUGUUUGUUGUUUUAUGAAUCCAAAGUGCUGGACACAUCACUCGCAGAGGAUGUACCCCGGAGAUGGACAGAUGGAGGGGAGGACUCCCCACCAGAAGAGGGGUGGGGGGGAUGGGAGUUGAAAGUGUCGGACUCCUGUCUUUGGGUGAUGGUGCUAUUGGCAGGCAGACGUUUGGCUUCGGUGCACUUUUUCAUGUAAAUACUUUGCCAAUUUACCGCUCAAAUACGACAGAGAAACCCCAUCAGUGUACUGUAUAUUUAUUGUACAAUUCCAAACAGAGCUGAGAUAUUGUCGUCUGAUCAUGUUUGUGUCAGAUAGUAGCCUACUGUCAUGGAAGGGAAUGUAAUGUGAUUGAAUUCAUAUUCAAUGUCUCUGUGCUGGAAUGGAAAUAUUACAUACUGUAACAUACGUUAAACCCUUAUAUACUGUAAGGAUUUGUAUAUUAUAUAUGAUGUUUAUCCAGGACUAGAAAAUACCACGUGGUUAUAGGAGGAUUUUAUCACUUUUUCUUUCCCCAGACGGGUGCCUUAGUUCCUAACACUCAAAAUAAAACUUCACCCAGUGUCAGUCAUUAGUGCAAAAGUAGUAUGAAGAUAUUGUCAGACUGUGCCUGGGCCGCAUGAAACACUGUUACCAAACUGGCCUUUUCUACACGUCCCAUUGAGGAGCUUUCAGUUCACUAUUGAAGGAUUCAUUUUGAAGGAGCAGAUUCUAUGAAGCAGCUUGUUCAUUGGAAUCACAGUGCAGUCACUAUUUCUUACUAUUUUCUGGAUUAUCAGUCAUAUUUCUGUAUUUCAGCAGCAGGCGAGGACUGACAUGGUUUAAGAGCUGAUAAAGGAGUAGUUUGGGGAAAUGUUUGCCUUCUUGCCGAGAGUUAGAUGAGAAGAUUGAUACCACUCUUCUGUCUGUACUAUAAAUAUGAAGCUUUAGCAAGGAGGCAGUUAGCUUAGCUUAGCAUAAAGACUGGAAGCAAGGGGAAACCGCUAGCCUGUCUCUGUCCAAACGUAACAUCCACCUGCCUGCACCUAAAGCUUACUAAUUAACUAGUUAUAUCAUAUUUAUUUAAUCUCAGAGUUUAAAACUAUGCAUUACAUAUAACUUUUUGGAUUCGAAUCGGUGUAGCCUGAUGGGUAUAUUAAGGAGAUCUGGCACCCUGUCUACAUGAAUGAUAUACAAUGAUGUAAUCAUUUCGGGGGUUUAUGAUGCUCAGAAAAAUGUUUUACAGACGUUACGUUUCCAAUGAUUGUGUGUGGGGAAACUGUGCAGAAGUUGCAAUACCCCAUGUGGCCACUAGGCCAAAAUCAAUUCACUGUCCAGUUCCGUUCCGUUCCUGGAGGUUUGGUCCAGCACAUUAACCCCCCGUAAAAGGUUCCACACUUUGAUUUUGAGCGGAUUAAACUAACAAGAUAAAACAAGUUAACAGACUUUUUUCACAGCAGCCACUUUGAAAUGAAAUAGUAGGGCAAACACAGGCGUUACUAAUGAUACUGAUUAAGGUUCUGGUCCAUUCAGGUCAAACAGUAAUGGAACAUAUGUGUGCCCUACUUUUUUUGUCUGCUGUGAAAAAGGUCUGUUGGUGAGCUUUAGAGUUGCUGCCAGGCUAGGAGUUUCCCCUUGUUUCCAGUCUUUGUGCUAAGCUAACCAUUUCUUGGCUGUAGUUUCAUAUUUAGUGAACGGACAUGAGUCGCAUUAAUCUUCUCGACCAAUUCUCAGCAGAAAAGUGACCAAGCAUAUUUUCCCAAAAUGUCUGUCUAUUCCUUUAAGUAAGUGCUAAAUAAACACACACAUCACAUUCAUCGUGGACAUGUUGCCAGACCACGUAUCCGCCCCCCCUGCCCCACCCUCAGAUAAAGUUACCCCCUCGUCCUCUUUCCUCUCAUCAUCUUUGUCCCUCAGCGGAAAACACAAAUACAGCCAACUCAAGGGUGCUUUCCCCCUCUUUUAUUUUAUUGUUUUUUUUUAUUUCCAUGGAGUACUGUGUUUACCUCUUCUUUUCCUCCUGCUCUGCUCCGAGGGUUACAGCCUUCCCAGGCUUCUGGUGCUAUCAAGUGGGUGCUUCCAUUCAACCCUCUCCAGUGUGCUUAAAAGUGAGGCUGGAUCCAAACAAUAUGAAAUAAUAUCCUUGUCAAUAUCUCUGUUGGUAAAUGCUGGUCAUGUUAUUGUUCUGUUUGUAUCUGUUUAUACCUCACACUGGGAAUUUUCAUUGUUAACCUUGUAUUGUUGUUUGUGCUACCAACAAAAUGGACACUCGCCCAGUUGUAACUGACCCUAUUACAUGUCUGCGGGUGUAGGGGGUCGUGAAAGGGAACACCUAUGAUCUCCAUCACACUUUAUGGAGGUACAGCGGGAGAAACAAUGUAGGAGUGUGCAAGAAUCUCAUCGAAGCUGUUAACAACUAAUUUCUAAUUUUGCUGCUGCUACAUUUUUUUGUAGCCACCGUCAGUAUGACAAUGUCGAGCAGAUUUUUAUUGGUUACCAAACCUUGAGGCAGUUGGGAAAGGACAGUGGAUGCUGAGAAGCAUUUGAAAUCAGUUGAAUAUUUCAAACUGCAAUGGACUAACUCAUCCACUGGCUGUGGGAUGCGGAGCCUCCAGAAAAAGAGAAGUGAAAUCAAUCAAACUGGUACUCAUUGCUGUGAACUUGGAUGUUUGAAUGUCACAUUGCUUAUACCUGUACCUAAAGUGCAAGAGAAAUGAAAAGCAUCAUGUGAUUAUUUGCGUAUAUUUUAUAUUCAGUAUUAAUGUUGGUACACUGUUACUAAUUUUUUUUUUUUCAAAUGUAAAUUAUAUGCUAAUUUAUUGCGUUGUCUCACUUGUACAUUUAUUUCACUGCAUGCAAACUGAAAUUCAGCACAGUGAAAAAAAUGCAGUGAUACAGCCCUUCACCAGCCCCCUUUUUUUUAAAAGUAGAUACAAUAAAAGAGCAGCUUUUAAAGAGA
Molecule: messenger RNA, 7501 nt
Organism: Dicentrarchus labrax (European seabass)
Lineage: Eukaryota; Metazoa; Chordata; Actinopteri; Moronidae
Gene: adamts6
Product: ADAM metallopeptidase with thrombospondin type 1 motif, 6
Exons: 25
Coding region: 854-4252 (1132 amino acids)
Biological process (GO): proteolysis; extracellular matrix organization
Cellular component (GO): extracellular matrix
Molecular function (GO): metalloendopeptidase activity
Source: RefSeq, a predicted model, not a curated record